AUGCAGGCCCGUAAUGCGACUAGCGGUAGUGGCUUCAAUGUGGCGCCGCACACGAAUAAUGCGCAAACACUCAACGCUCAAGACCGGAUGGCUCUGCGACAAGAAGCAGAAACGAUUGACACAACGAUCGCUGCACUUAGAGCACGCAUAAUCGAGCUUAAAAUCCGUAAAAAGUGCAACGUCAACCAAUCUCGCCCACUUGCUUCCUUUGCUUGUAGCUCUCGAGGAACUCGUGCUAGGCGAUGGAUGCAACUUCAACGACUUCCGAAGCAAUAUUGCUUUUCGACGAAUCGAAUUACCUUUCUUGACGACAUUGCGUCUCCUUGGAGAGAACUCAUAUACAAGGGGGAGGAUUCCAUCCUGGAAUGUCUCUCGCGCUCCUCGGGUAACAUAACUUCUCUGUCCCUCACGAACAUAGCCUAUCCGGUGUUCCGUCUAUUCCUUGAAAAUCCGGUCAUUAGUGAGGCUCUCGAGGAUCUUACAGUCACCCUACUGCCAAUGACUCACCGGGAGAACGAGGCCCUCACUAUCUUCCUCUCCCGCACCAACUUCCUUCCACGUCUCGAAUCGCUGACCCUUGGAACACCCACUGCCGCUGGCCGCGGGCCCUCGCCAACUCUUCGCGCGAUAGUAGAUGGUUUAGGUCAGCGGGUUCUGGUCGCGACUUCGCAUAAUCGGAGGCAUGAGAUUAUACUAUGCACCGUCUCGUCUACUAGUACCCUCUUGUAG
Molecule: messenger RNA, 729 nt
Organism: Mycena indigotica
Lineage: Eukaryota; Fungi; Basidiomycota; Agaricomycetes; Agaricales; Mycenaceae
Exons: 3
Coding region: 1-729 (242 amino acids)
Source: RefSeq, a predicted model, not a curated record